GGGCUCCUGCGUGAGGCCGGCAAGUUUGGAGCGUGGUCAGACAAUAGGGGCGUGGCUACGGCUCGCGUAGCGCAACCAACGCUCUGGACCAGACCUGGGCUCGAGACCAUAACUGUUCGGGUUUAACAGUCCGUGGGCGGCCGGAAUCCGGGAGUCCGGUGACCGGGCUGUGGUCUAGCAUAAAGACGGAGCCCAGAAGAAGGGGCGGGGUAUGGCAGAAGCCUCCCCGUCUGCCCCCACAAUGCGGCAUCGGCUGGUCCUGCUGCUGCUCCUCUCUGCCCUGGUGACCCCCUCCACUGCAGCCCCUAUCCACGAUGCUGAUGCCCAAGAGAGCUCCUUGGGUCUUACAGGCCUGCAGAGCCUACUCCAAGGCUUCAGCCGACUUUUCCUGAAAGGUAACCUGCUUCGGGGCAUAGACAGUUUCUUCUCUGCCCCCAUGGACUUCCGGGGUCUCCCUAGGAACUACCACAAAGAGGAGAACCAGGAGCACCAGCUGGGGAACAACACCCUCUCCAGCCACCUCCAGAUCGACAAGAUGACCGACAACAAGACAGGAGAGGUGCUGAUCUCUGAGAAUAUGGUGGCAUCCAUCCAACCAGCAGAGGGGAGCUUCGAGGGUGACUUGAAGGUACCCAGGAUGGAGGAGAAGGAGGCCCUGAAAAAAAAAAAAAAAAAAAUGGACAGCUUCCAUGCAGAACUCCAUCCCCGGGUGGCCAAAAAAAAAAAAAAAAAAACACGGCGGAGGUCCCACCAGGAUGCCCUGGAGGGCGGCAAAAAAAAAAAAAAAAAAAGACACCGCCUGCAGGCCAUCCGGGAUGGACUCCGCAAGAAAAAAAAAAAAAAAAAAAUAGAAGAGGGGACCAAGAGCUCCUCCCACUCCAGGCUGUCCCCCCGAAAGACCCACUUACUGUACAUCCUCAGGCCCUCCCGGCAGGUGUAGGGG
This is a messenger RNA of Cercocebus atys (sooty mangabey), 943 nucleotides long. RefSeq names its product dickkopf-like 1 (gene DKKL1). Gene Ontology annotation, molecular function: receptor antagonist activity; co-receptor binding. NCBI's taxonomy places the organism in Eukaryota, Metazoa, Chordata, Mammalia, Primates, Cercopithecidae. The coding region runs from base 212 to 940 and encodes 242 amino acids. The transcript is spliced from 5 exons. Gene Ontology annotation, biological process: negative regulation of canonical Wnt signaling pathway. The record is from RefSeq and is a predicted model, not a curated record.